Molecule: messenger RNA, 207 nt
Organism: Alternaria alternata
Lineage: Eukaryota; Fungi; Ascomycota; Dothideomycetes; Pleosporales; Pleosporaceae
Exons: 1
Source: RefSeq, a predicted model, not a curated record
GAAGACAUAAACUCAGAGAUGUACGAUCUGUUUGGAGCAGACCACGAAACAAGCACUCUUGAAUUCGCAACUAGCGAUAGUGAUCACCAGUUUCCCCAUGAACUGUGUGAUGAGGGAGAGAAAAGCCGCGAAACAUUGUGUUUGACCUUGAACGAUUCAUUCAAUGGAAGCACUUCAGGUAAGUACUUCAGUAGACUGCGGUGGUGA